CUUUGGAUGGUUAAAAGUGCUUUGAUGUUGCAUGAAGUGGAGGGAAGCAAUGAGUGGAGAAUCAAAUACCGUAAACAAAAUGACAAGCACUACAGAAAAGAAGCAGGGAAAUUCAGAGUCAGACUCAGGGAGCCCACAGAAGACAAAAACCAGCAAACCUGAACAAGAAAGUAAAAAAUCGAGUUCUUCAAGUGAGGAAAGUAAAUCUAGCAAGAGGAAGACUGCAGAAGGUGGGAAGGGGGAAGAUGAUGGCUCUGAAUCUGCAUCUGGUUCAGAUAAAGAUAAAGCUAGUAAAGCUCAAGAAGGAAAGAAAGAUAAAGAUGUUUCAUCUGGUGAAAGCAGUAGCAGCAGCAGUAGCAGCAGCAGCAGUAGUAGCAGCAGCAGCAGCAGUAGCAGCAGCAGUACCAGUAGCAGUGGCAAAAGGUCUUCCAGAAUCAAAAAGAGAAUUGAACCUGAGCCAGCUCGAGCAACAGCAAGAAUUAGAAAGAAAAUUAUUAGGGUACGAGAUACAAGAAAGAGAGGUGAUUCUUCAUCAAGUGAUAGUAGUAGCAGUAGCAGAAGUUCAUCAGAGAGUAGUUCUGGGUCUUCAAGUGAUUCAAGUGAUUCUCGUACUUCGACAUCAGGUACUUCUUCAAGAUCAAGUUCAUCUUCCAGUAGUUCCAGUUCAUCAUCGAGCUCCGAUUCAAGAGCGCAAGUGAAGCGCAAAAAUCGGAGUGCCCCUCGCAAUGUUGAGGCUGUGCGGAAGAUGAAAGAGAGACUGAAAAUGAGACAGAAGACAAAAGAAAAUGUAAAGGAGAGAGUCAAGGUGAGACAAAGGGAAGACAGGAGAAAGCCUCAACCAAAAAUGAGAACUGUUGUUCGUUCAAGGUCACCAGGAAGACGUAAACGUAGAGAGCGCUCACCUACUCCAAAACCCACGAAGCUGCAUAUUGGUCGACUUACAAGAAAUGUGACAAGGGAGCAUAUCUAUGAAAUAUUUCAGGCGUUUGGAAAUGUAAAAAGUGUGGAAUUUCCAAUGGAUAGACUGCACCCCGGGUGUGGUAGGGGGUUUGCAUAUGUUGAAUAUGCAACACCUGCUGAGGCUGAAAGUGCAAUGAAGCAUAUGGUUGGUGGUCAGAUAGAUGGCCAGGAGAUCACUGCUGCUCUGGUGCUGAUGCCACCCAAACCAAGACCACCUCCACCUCGUCGCAGUCCUCCUCCCCGCAGACCUGUGCAUCGUUGGCCUCGUACACCACCAAGGUAUCGGCGUCGUUCACCUCCUCCACCGCCACGCCGAAGAAGUCCGCCUCGUCGGCGACCUUACCGCUCCAGAUCUCGUUCUCGAACACCUAUUCGUCGCAGGCGGUACAGUUAUUCAAGCUCCAGUAGUUCACACUGAUUUUGUUUGUAAAGAAACUCUUGGUGUACAUAAUGUGUUACAUGUGUAGAUUGUUGGGACACUUUCAGUAUUUAGGAGAAAAAAAUAAUACUAUCAAGGAGAUGCUUUUGCCAAAAACUGGGAAUGACAGGAAACAGGCCAAAACAUAAUUGCCAAAUUGAUUGUUGCAUGAAACUGAAGCAAUGACAGGAGGCUAAAAAGCUUAUUCUGGUGGAAACCAGUUUGUGGGUGCAAAUGAUUUUUAGAGCAAUAGAAAUUAGUGUUGGUAGUAAAAUUCGGAAAGCAUUUAAAGGUUAGGAGAUUCUAUCAUUGAGAGGAAGAGUAAGUUUAAAAAUGCAUGGAUAACUUAUCAGAUAAUGAUCCUGUGUUGGUAACUAUUUCAGAUCACAUCAACGUGAGAAGUGGUUGGCUAGAAUAAGGACUGUACAAUUUGUGACUGAAUAAUGUAAUCACGAUUAGUGUUUGAUUUCUCAUAGAAUCUGGAGUGAGACUUCAGAAAUGGACGGCGCAUGCAUUUCAAAAAGUUACUGGUGUAUGUUAGAACAUUUUCACCCACAUUAGCUCGUUUCCAUUUGCUGCCAUUUCAAAGUCUCCAUCUAGUACAUGUUAAAUGGGUACAUAGUACAAAUUUCAUCAGCUUUCAUUCCAAUUUGUGAAUGAAGUGAGAUGAAAGGCUUGCCUGUAAUUGUAUGUAUACUUCCUGAAUUUUUUUUUUUUUUGCAUCUUAUCAUUGAUGUUGCAGAGUACAUUUAGGAAACCAAAGUGUAUUGAAGAUCUAUUUUAAGGCCCAUGUAUUGGAAUUAUGCUAUAACUUUUUGCACGUAGGUAAUAUCUUACUAGUGGGAUUUUCAUGAUUGUUGGAGUGAACAGCACAAUCAGAUAAUUUAUUGUUUCAGUGGUUGUAAAUUACUGUCAUAUAUAAAGAAAGUAAUAAAUGUGAGGAAGCAUGAGGAUUCAUUUAAAGUUACCUGCCUGUACAAUUGUUGUUCGUGUCAAACCAGUGUCCACUUGCUACAUAAUUGUUGUUCGUGUCAAACCAGUGUCCAGUUACUGAAUGUGAUUAUAGCCGUAGGGUUAUGAAUAUGUCCAGUGUUCUGUAGAAAUAAUGUGUUUCUUACAGUCUUAUUUAUUUUUAGAAUUUGAUUGUGUUUGUGAUGUUUUUAAUUUAUAUUUAAAUGAAAUGUGUGAUGAUAAUCCUACAGUAAACUUAUUUUUCCAGAACUGAAAAUGAAAUUCUAAAAAUGGAAAACAUAAAUCUUUUCAUCCCUCCUCUGUGUGCUGGAAUUUUCCGAGAAUUGCUUUUCAGGGAAGGGACAAAAGAAUGAGUAUCAUAAGCAACUCACAUGACUGAAAAUUGUGGUUUAAUGUGCCCUAAAUGCAUAGUGCCAUCCAAAUAAAAUAAAGUAAAUGUCAGAUGCCUGUAUGAUCAAUGCACAUUGACUUGAGGGCUGUGGCAUAAUGUGGUUAUGUAUUUGCACUAAACUGUAAUAUUUUGCUAAUACUAAAAAGGGAAAAUAACAAAUUAGCAAAUUGUGUGUUAUACUUGAAGUACUGUAUUAAUGCACAGUUCAUACUUUAUGCUACAUAGGUAAUAUACUGCAGUUCAGUUUAUGUUUCAGUUUUAUGUCAUAUAAUGGAAUGAAGAAAAUUUAUGCAUUCACUUAAAAAAUGGAUUUUGUUUAAAUGAAUAAAGCUCAGUUGUAGGUUUCGAUAAGUAGCAAGGAAUGUGUAAAAAAUGUGUGUAUUUACUGACGAACUGCAGCAAGUUAGAUGUAUUCAAGCUGUGAAAGACUUAAUCUUCACUUGCUCAGAAUGCAUUUCAAACCAUUCAGUACUAGGCAGUGAUUCAAGAUAAAGUGCCAGUCAUGCAGAAUUUGGGUGUCUUUAUUUAGAUGCCAUACCCACUUCUCAAAGUGUACAUACACAGAGCAUCACACCUCUAUUUCCCACUUUGUUGUGUAAGACCAAUCCAUUGCAUUUUGUGAUGUUUCAAGGUCUGUCAUAAAUACAAAAAUUUUGUUUGUAUUACAAUUAGUAAUAACAUUUUAAUAUUUUGUUUCUACAACAACAUAUGUAAAUGUAUGUGAGCUUAUUCUCACUG
Molecule: messenger RNA, 3479 nt
Organism: Schistocerca americana (American grasshopper)
Lineage: Eukaryota; Metazoa; Arthropoda; Insecta; Orthoptera; Acrididae
Product: RNA-binding protein with serine-rich domain 1-like
Exons: 9
Coding region: 32-1378 (448 amino acids)
Biological process (GO): mRNA splicing, via spliceosome
Cellular component (GO): cytoplasm; nucleoplasm; ASAP complex
Molecular function (GO): RNA binding
Source: RefSeq, a predicted model, not a curated record